This is a messenger RNA of Globicephala melas (long-finned pilot whale), 7003 nucleotides long. It is a transcript of the gene MTMR2, whose product is annotated as myotubularin related protein 2. The record is from RefSeq and is a predicted model, not a curated record. Gene Ontology annotation, cellular component: cytoplasm; membrane. Gene Ontology annotation, biological process: phosphatidylinositol dephosphorylation. Lineage: Eukaryota; Metazoa; Chordata; Mammalia; Artiodactyla; Delphinidae. Gene Ontology annotation, molecular function: phosphatidylinositol-3-phosphate phosphatase activity; phosphatidylinositol-3,5-bisphosphate 3-phosphatase activity.
GGGCGCCGCGGGGUCCUCCGGCUCCCCGGCAGCCCCCGCGCGCGGUGCAAGCUGGGGGAACAUGGCCGCUUCCGGUCUCCCUCCUGGGCCGGCGCGGGCCUGACCGCGGCCCCUGCCAGUCGCACUCCGCCCUCCGUUUCUCCAGCCCGGCAGUCGCGGAGGUCGCUGCAGGCUUUCUCUCCCGCUGCCUCCGCCGCGCCAUGGAGAAGAGCUCGAGUUGCGAGAGUCUUGGCUCCCAGCCGGCAGUAGCACGGCCACCCAGCGUGGAUUCCCUGUCCAGUGCUUCCACUUCUCAUUCAGAGAAUUCAGUGCAUACAAAAUCAGCUUCUGUUGUAUCAUCGGAUUCCAUAUCAACUUCUGCAGAGAACUUUUCUCCUGAUUUGAGGGUCCUGAGGGAGUCUAACAAAUUAGCAGAAAUGGAAGAACCACCCUUACUUCCAGGAGAAAAUAUUAAAGACAUGGCCAAAGAUGUAACUUAUAUAUGUCCAUUCACUGGUGCUGUACGAGGAACUCUGACUGUUACGAAUUACAGGUUAUAUUUCAAAAGCAUGGAACGGGAUCCUCCAUUUGUUUUAGAUGCUUCUCUUGGUGUUAUAAGUAGAGUAGAAAAAAUUGGUGGUGCUUCUAGUCGAGGUGAAAACUCUUACGGACUUGAAACUGUGUGCAAGGAUAUCCGGAACUUACGGUUUGCUCACAAACCUGAGGGGCGAACAAGAAGAUCUAUAUUUGAGAAUCUAAUGAAAUAUGCAUUUCCUGUCUCUAAUAACCUGCCUCUUUUUGCUUUUGAGUACAAAGAAGUAUUCCCUGAAAAUGGGUGGAAGCUAUAUGACUCUCUUUUAGAGUAUAGAAGGCAGGGAAUUCCAAAUGAAAGCUGGAGAAUAACAAAGAUAAAUGAACGGUAUGAGCUUUGUGAUACAUACCCUGCCCUCUUGGUUGUGCCGGCAAAUAUUCCUGAUGAAGAAUUAAAGAGAGUGGCAUCCUUCAGAUCACGGGGCCGUAUCCCAGUUUUAUCAUGGAUUCAUCCUGAAAGUCAAGCCACAAUCACUCGGUGUAGCCAGCCCAUGGUAGGGGUAAGUGGGAAGCGAAGCAAAGAAGAUGAAAAAUACCUUCAAGCCAUCAUGGACUCCAAUGCCCAAUCUCAUAAAAUGUUUAUAUUUGACGCCCGGCCAAGUGUUAAUGCUGUUGCCAAUAAGGCAAAAGGUGGAGGUUAUGAAAGUGAAGAUGCCUAUCAAAAUGCAGAACUAGUUUUUCUAGAUAUCCACAAUAUCCAUGUUAUGAGAGAAUCUUUACGAAAACUUAAGGAGAUUGUGUACCCCAACAUUGAGGAGACCCACUGGUUGUCUAACUUGGAAUCUACUCACUGGCUAGAGCAUAUUAAGCUUAUUCUCGCAGGGGCUCUUAGGAUUGCUGACAAAGUAGAGUCAGGAAAGACGUCUGUGGUAGUCCACUGCAGUGAUGGCUGGGAUCGCACAGCUCAGCUGACCUCCCUGGCCAUGCUCAUGUUGGAUGGAUACUACCGAAGCAUCCGAGGAUUUGAAGUCCUUGUAGAAAAAGAGUGGCUAAGCUUUGGACAUCGAUUUCAGCUUAGACUUGGCCAUGGAGAUAAGAACCAUGCAGAUGCAGACAGAUCACCUGUUUUUCUUCAGUUUAUUGACUGUGUCUGGCAAAUGACAAGACAGUUUCCUACAGCAUUUGAAUUCAAUGAAUAUUUUCUCAUUACCAUUUUGGACCACCUAUAUAGCUGUUUGUUUGGAACAUUCCUCUGUAACAGUGAACAGCAGAGAGGAAAAGAGAAUCUUCCCAAAAGGACUGUGUCAUUGUGGUCUUACAUAAAUAGUCAGCUGGAGGACUUCACUAAUCCUCUCUAUGGGAGCUAUUCCAAUCAUGUCCUUUAUCCAGUAGCCAGCAUGCGCCACCUAGAGCUCUGGGUGGGAUACUACGUAAGGUGGAAUCCACGGAUGAAGCCACAGGAGCCCAUUCACAACAGAUAUAAAGAACUUCUUGCUAAACGAGCAGAGCUUCAGAAGAAAGUAGAGGAACUACAGAGAGAAAUUUCCAACCGAUCAACCUCAUCCUCGGAGAGAGCCGGUUCUCCUGCACAGUGUGUCACUCCUGUACAGACUGUUGUGUGAGAGGGCUACUGGAUGGGGCCAUCGGUCAUCGCCAUGAACUCUGAUUACAGUGGCAGCUUCAUGAGGAGAAAGUUUCUGAAUAUAGAACCCAUCUGUGAGAGAACUUAAGUCACUUUAUUUAUUUUAAAUCUCUCUAGGAUGAGUUUAGAACUGUAGCAGUGCAGGUGGUUUAAGUGAAAUAACCCCACAUGUAAGUACAUGAUUAUGACACUAAUCUUAUAAGUCACCCAAAGAACAUUAAAAUGCUUCAGUCCUGGAUCCACAGUGGGAACAAGUUUCUGAUUUUAAAAGGAAAAUGCUGUCUCAGAAAUUUUGGUGUGUGGUAAAAUCAAAACACAAACUACUUCAGAAAUAUACUUCUUGAUGGAAGAGCACUCAUUGCACAGAAGGAGGAGCAUCAGUUUUCAAACCAAACCAAUACUGACAUUUCAUGGCAUUAUACAUACUGGGCUUCAGUGUCAUAGUCAAGAUCAUUUGAUGCUCCUUUGCCCAUCAUGGGUUUUUCCUUUUUGUAGUAAGUGAUUUACUUUCACCAUUCAAAACUCGUGUUCUUCAUAUAAUAAGGCAAAGUCUUGAGGAUAUUAUGGUGUAGUAAUAGUUGAAAAUUAUUGCUGUCAUUAUUUAUGUACUUAAUUUAAGAUGUAUUAGAUAGCUGUUCCAAAAUGAUGCCUUACAGAUGUGCUUGGGAGGAGGAUGGAGAGGAGAAAGUGGUAGCCAUCCAGGAUUUCAAAGAAUUCCACAUCCUUCAGAUUAGUUUCCAUUUGCACAAUUACUAGAAACAUCAUGAAACAUAUUUAAAAAACUCAUUAUCUGCCCUACUUUAUUAUAGUUACAUUUUUUUUUUGAACACAGAGAAGUUAACUGGCAAAUUUUGAGGCAGUAUGUAAAAGUUUAGUAGGAUUGACAUUUUUUCUGAAGUCUGUAUAAAUAGCAUAUGGUGAGAAGUACUGUGCUCAAAUUUUACAUGAAAUAUUUGACUAUUACUUUCCUUUGCAAAUUCUAUAAUUCCACUGAAUGAUUAAGUCUACCAAAGAAUUUAUGGCAUGUAAAAAUGUAUUACAGUCUCAAUGCCAGUAAAGGAAAUCCUGCUUCACUUUUUGGCUGCUACAGUAAGAAUUCAGCGCUGGUAUAAACACUUGACUCCCUGGUGUCUAUUUUACUCUGUAUAAGAGCCAUAUGUUAUGUACUGUAACACAAAGGAGCUUCUUGUCCCUUGGGUCUUUAAUUAAAAGAAAAAUUCAACUGACUUUUAAACUUUGUCCUUGUUCUAAGUUGUUUGCCUUAAGUUUCUUUUGCAGAAAUGUUAUUUGGAAUUUUUUGAGGAAAGGGGUGUUUCAUAGCAGCUGCUCUAAAGGAAAUGUUCAGUUUGAUCAGAUAAAUCAAAUACUCAAAAUCAGUGUUUUUUCACUUGUUAACUCACUAGUCUGAACCUUUUGCCCUGCUCUUGGUUUUGCAAUGAGUAAGUAUAAUUUCCGUUAUUAGUACAUCCAGUAUUAGCAAAAUCGGUACCAAAAUGAUUUUAUCAUUGAAAUUUGUUAUAAGAAAAUUUAUAACAGUAUUUAAGUGACCAGUCUGUCAGUAUUAAAGCUAAAUUUUCUAUUCCAAAUAUUUUAUAAAUCCAUUCUCUCUGUGCAUUGUACCAUUUCCCUCCCUUAAGCCUUUAUCAUCUUGGUCUGAUGCCACAUAAAAGAACGUAGAUGACUGAAGAGGUUCAAGAAUUUAAAACUUCUAGUCUUAAUACCCUCAUAUUCACUUGAAAUUCCAUUCAAAGCAAUCUAAUUCCAUUCAGAAUCUAAAUUCCAUUCAGAGCAAUCUAAGUGCAAAUCUAUCACUUCUCCUUUUAAAACUUUCCAGGGGUUUCCUUUUACCUUUUGCAGGAGUCUCCAAAGUGGAGUGCCUUUAAGAUGAUCCUUUAGUGAAGACAUCAGCAUCACGGUGGCACCAGUGCUUCCUUUUCUCUCCCUUCGACUUCUAACGAAUCAGACAUCCAUAACUGGACACAAGUGCCUCUGCACAGCAUACCAGGACACCUGAGAGAGAUUCAUCUCUGUAUCUGAAAUUGGGUGAAUGAAACCUCAAAGGAGGCUAGGGAGCCAAGGGAGAUGUGGUGACACUGGCUGUGGCGGCAGCAGCAACCUCUCCAGCAGAGGAGGUGGAAAGUGCAAAGGGUAAGUAUAAGUCUACUCAGCUUGUGGGCUGCAGUUGGAGGGUCCCAUUGCUUUUCAGCGACACCCCAGAUUUCUGAGGAGAGAUCUCCAUGACAGACCAGUAAUGAGUAAAGGAACUGAAACAGUAAUCAAAAAAAUCCCAACACAGAAACCUACAGUACCAGAUGGCUUCAGUGGUGAAUUCUACCAAACAUAUAAAGAAGAAUGAACACAAUCUUCCUCCAAACACUUCCAAAGUAUUAAGGAGGAGGGAACUCUUCCAAAGUCAUCUACAAGGCCAGCAUUACAUUGAUACCAGAACCAAAUGAGGAUACAAGAAAACUACAGACCAAUAUCCCUGCUGAAUAUAGACGCAAAAACUCUCAACCAAAUAUUAGCAAACCAAAUUCAGGGACACACAAAUAGGAUUAUAUACCAUGACCAAAGUGGGAUUGAUCCCUUGUAUGCAAGGAUGAUUUAACAUAUGCAAAUCAAUAAAUGUAAUAAUACAUCACUUCAGUAAAAUGAAAGAAAAAUUAUAUGAUCAUUUCAAUAAAUGCAGAAAAAGGAUCUGACAAAAUACAACAUCCUUUCAUAAUAAAAACCUUUAACAGAUUGGGUAAAAAAAGAAUAUACCUCAAUAUAACAAAGGCUGUGUACCAUAAACCCACAGCUGUUAAUGGAGAACAGUUGAAAGUUUUUCCUCUAAGAUCAGGAACAAGACAAUGAUGCCCACUCUCACCACUCAUAUUCAUUAUAGUAUUGGAAUUCCUAGCUACACCAACUAGGCAAGAGAAUUUAAAAAGGCAUCCAAAUCAGAAAGGAAGAAGUAAAAUGUCUCUAUUUGUGAUGAUUUGGUUUUAUAUAUAGAUAAUCCCAGAGUCAACCAAAACACUGUUGGGACUAAUCAACAAUUUCAGUAAAGUUCCAGGAUACAAAAUCGUCAUACAUAAGUCAGUUGCAUUCCUUUGCACUAAUGAUGAAGCAUCUGAAAACAAAAUAUUGAUAAAACUAUCCCACUCAAAAUAGCACAAAAACAAUAUACUACUGAGGAAAAGUUUAACCAAGGAAGUGAAAGAUCUGUACAAUGAAAACUACAAGGCUGCUGAAAGAAAUCAAAGAUGACACAAAUGGAAAGACAUCCUAUGUUCAUGGAUUGGAAGAACCCAGUGGAGGACUUUACUAGAUGUCCUUACUACCCAAAGCUAUCUACAGAUUCAGUGCAGUUCCCAUCAAAGUGCCAAAGGCAUUCUUUUACAGACACAGAAGAAAGAAUCCAAAAAUUUUUGUGGAACCACAAAAAAGCCCCGAACAGCCAAAAUAAUCCUGAGAAAAAAGAACUAAUCUGUGGAUAUCAUGCGUUCAGGUUUCAAACUAUAAUACAAAGCCACGGUAAUAAAAACAUUAUGGUACUGGCACAAAAAUAGACACAUUGACCAAUGGAAUAGAAUAGAAAGCCCAGAAUUAAAUCCCAGUCGUCACCUAAUAUUUGACGAGGGAGCCAAGAACACCCAAUGGGGAAAGGAUAGUCUCUUCAAAAAGUGGUGCUGGGAAACCAGAGAAGAACACAUGCACAACAAUGAAAUUGGAUGCCUAGCUAACACCAUUCACAAAAAUUAACUUGAAUAGUGAUAAGUGCUGUGAAUAAAACAGGCUAAUUGGAUAGUAAAUGAGGAGAUGAGGGGGCAAUUUUUGAUAAUGUAAUCAAGUCCUGCUUUGAAUAUAUUAACAGAAAUCAUAAUUUAAAAAAAAAUAACUUGAAAUGGAUCAAAGACUUAAACAUAAGACCUGACACCAUAAAACUUCUAGAAGGGGAGAAGCUCCUUAAUAUUGGUCUUAGCAAUGAUUUUUUGGACAUAACGCCAAAAGCACAAACAAAAGCAAAAAACAAAUGGGACUACAUCAAACUCAGAAUUCUGCACAGCGAAAGAGACAAAAAAUGAAAGGAUAACCUACUGAAUGGGAGAAAAAUUUUUGCACACCAUAUAUUAAAUAAGGGCUUAAUGUCCAAAAUAUAUGUAAACAAUACAUACAACUUAAUAACAACAAGAAAACCCAAUCCAGCUAAAAAAUGGGCAUAACUAAAUGGACAUUUUUCCAAAGAGGAUAUCAGAAUGGCAAACAGGUACAUGAAAAAAUGCUCAACAUGCCUAAUCUUCAGGGAAAUGCAAAUAAAAACCAUAAUAAGACACCUCAUACCUGUUAGAAUGGCUGUCACCAAGAAGUGACAUAACGGGUGCUGGUGAGGAUGUGGUGAAAAGGGAACCCUUAUACAGUUGACACUUAACACAAGUUAGAACUGUGCAGGUCCACUUAGAUUUUUUUUCAGUGAACUCUGAGUUUGGUUGAAUCUGAAUGCAGAAAUGCUUUUGUUCAAGUGUUCAACUGUACAUCUACAAGGUUCAACUGUACAAGUACAGUGUUCAACUGUACACUGUUGUGGGAAUGUAAACUGGUCCAACUACUAUGGACAACAAUAUGGAGGCUCAUCAAAAAUUUCAAAAUUGGUCUUCCCUGGUGGCGCAGUGGUUGGGAGUCCGCCUGCCGAUGCAGGGGACGCAGGUUCGUGCCCCGGUCCGGGAGGAUCCCGCAUGCGGCGGAGCGGCUGGGCCCGUGGGCCAUGGCCACUGGGCCUGUGCGUCCGGAGCCUGUGCUCCGCAACGGGAGAGGCCACAGCAGUGAGAGGCCCGCAUACCACAAAAAAAAAAAAAAAAAAUUUCAAAA